UUAUUUGGCAGUUCUCCCUUUUCAUUAACAAGGAUCAUUAGGGGGAAGUAAAUCAUGAAGCUUAUAUUUUUAUCCAUUUUUGCCAUAUUUUUACUGUCUGCUUUUGACCAUGCAGACUCCAAUGCUUAUUAUGACAAAAUCUUGUCCCAUAGCCGAAUAAGGGCAAAUAAACAGGGUCCAAAUGUCUGUGCUUUGCAACAAGUCAUGGGAACCAAAAAGAAAUAUUUCAGUACCUGCAAAAACUGGUAUCAAGGUGCUAUCUGUGGCAAAAAAGCGACUGUUUUAUAUGAAUGUUGUCCUGGUUACAUGAAAUUGAAUGGUCAACCAGGAUGUCCUGCAGUUGCUCCUAUUGACAAUGUGUACGGAACCCUUGGCAUUGUGGGAGCUUUAACAACACAAGAAUACUCAGACAGAUCAGAACUGAGAAAGGAGAUUGAAGGCGUUGGUUCCUUUACUUUCUUUGCCCCCAGUAAUGAUGCAUGGGACUUGCUGGAUUCUGAAACACGUGAGGCUUUGCUUAGCAAUGUGAAUAUUGAGCUUCUUAAUGCUCUUCAUUUUCAUAUGGUUAACAAGAGGAUGUUAACAAAAGAUCUUAAAAAUGGCAUAUCUGUUAAAUCUAUGUUUAAUGACCAAGAUCUUUUAAUCAACCAUUAUCCAAAUGGGAUUGUCACUGUUAACUGUGCAAGAAUAAUCCAUGGUAACCAGAUAGCAACAAAUGGUGUUGUCCAUGUGAUUGAUCGGGUUGUUACUGCUGUUGGAAAUACCAUUGAAGAUUAUAUUGACUCAGAGGAUGAUCUUUCAUCUCUUAGGGCUGCUGGUAUUGCUUCAAAUCUGUUGGAAACCCUUGGAAAACCUGGGCAUUAUACUCUUUUUGCACCAACCGAUGAGGCUUUUGAGAAACUUCCAAGAGGAGUGCUUGAGAGGAUAAUGAAUGAUAAAAAUGCAGCUAAAGCUCUGUUUCAAUACCACAUCCUUGACACUGUUCAGUGUUCUGAAGCUAUUAUGGGAGGAGCAGUUUAUGAUACUUUGGAAGGAAGCACUCUUCAGGUUGGAUGUGACGGUGAAAGCUUGACAGUUAAUGGCAUCAAGAUGGUAAAUCGCAAGGAUAUUGUUACAAGCAAUGGCGUCAUUCAUCUAAUUGACCAGGUUCUCAUUCCUGAUUCUGCCAAGCAAGUCCUUGAACUUACAGGAAGCCAACAAACCAGUUUCACUGACCUCAUGGCACAGCUGGGGUUGGCAGCUGCUCUGAGACCAGAAGCAGAAUAUACUCUACUGGCACCAUUAAAUGGAGCAUUCACUGAUGAUAUUAUGAAAAUGGACCAGCGUGUUCUUAAAAUUAUUUUGCAAAAUCAUAUUCUGAAAAAGAAAAUUGUUCUUAAUGAGCUUUACAAUGGACAGACAUUGGAGACAAUGGGUGGAAAAUAUCUCAGAGUCUUUGUUUACCGUACUGCUGUUUGUAUUGAGAACUCUUGCAUGCUUCGUGGAAGCAAAGAAGGAAUAAAUGGUGCAAUCCAUACCUUUAGAGAAAUUAUCAAGCCAGCUGAGAAAUCUUUCCUUGAAAUUCUGAGCCUUGACAAGCGUUUUAGCAUUUUCCUGAGCCUCAUUGAGCAUGCUGAAUUGAAAGAACUUCUUUCUCAACCUGGAGCCUGGACCCUGUUUAUUCCAACCAAUGAUGCAUUUAAGGGACUCAGCGAUGAAGAACUAGAAAUCUUAAAACGAGACAAAGUUGCACUUCAAAAUAUUCUUCUUUACCACCUGGCACAAGGAGUAUUCAUCGGUGGAGGAUUUGAACCUGGUGUGACUAAUAUUCUCAAGUCUCUUCAAGGAAGCAAGAUCAUGGUUAAAUCUGUGAAUGACUCAAUUUCUGUGAACGAUGUUUUCUCAAAGGAAGCUGAUCUUAUGGCAAGCAAUGGUGUAAUCCAUGUGGUAGAUAAACUACUCUUCCCAUCAGAUGUAUCUGUUGGCAACGAACAGCUAUUAACUAUUCUUAAUAAAAUUAUCAAGUACAUCACUAUUAGGUUUUCUCGGGGUAGCACUUUCAAGGAAAUCCCCCUCACUAAAUACAUUACCAGGGUUAUUACUACUAGGCUAGAACCUAUUGUCAUUGAAGAGCCCAGCAAAACUAUCACAAAAGUAAUUGGUGGUGGUCAUACAAUCCACAGAGUUAUUAAAGGAGACAGUUUGACUGAAGAUCAAGAAAACAUAAAUUCAGAACCAACAAUUACACGAGUAACAAAAGUAGUUGAAGGAGAUCCCGAAUUCAAAGUUAUUCAUGGCGGUGAAACUAGAGUUACAAAAGUAAUCCAAGGAGAGCCAUCCAUAACAAAAGUCACACGGGUGAUAGAAGGGAAUCCAGAUUUCAGCUUGGUUAAGGAAGGAGAAACUAGAGUGACCAAAGUCAUUCAAGGUCCAGAAAUAAAAUACACACGUGUUUCCACGGGUCUUGGAUCUGACACAGAUGAUGCUGAACUUAAAAAGCUGCUUGAAGAAGAAGUCACCAGGGUUUCCAAGUACAUUGAAGGUGAUUCACAAAUACUUGAAGAUGAAGAGCUGAAAAGGCUUCUCCAGGGAGGUUCCCAGAUCUCCAAAGUUACAACAGUAGUUGAAAGAGAGCCGACAGAAUCUGUACAAAUUUCAAAGAUUGUAAAAGAACCACAGGUUAGGCGAGUACAGACCACCAGAAGAGUACAAGGCUAACUAGCUUUCAGCAAGUAUUCUGAUAAUGAUAAAACCAUAAGGUCAACCACUAAGGAGAAGAAUGAAAAAAAAGGCACCAGUCUUAAAUCGUUGAGAAACAACAGAAGCACUAAAAAAUAGAAAAAAAAAAUAUUGAAGAUUUCUUAAGAAAAAAAAAAGAAAUUUAUAAUUUUGGAAAUAGGGGUUACCUGGACUAACUGACGUCUUGCACAAAUAUGUUUUUAACAAAAUACAUUUUUAUUGUGGUUCAGAAACCAAAAUUAUAUCAGGAAUAACAUAGGGGAUUUGCCUAAAACAGUUUAACCUGAUCAAAAUGGGGUUAAAUGUAUGCAACAAAGAAAGAUUAUUUUUUAUAAAGUACUACGCUCCAUAACUAAUCCUCAAUAACAGAGGCUGUUAAACUGCACACUAUUAAAAAUUAAUUAUGGAUGCUCAGUGGAAUUAAAACUAUGAAUAAUUUGAAGUUAUAGUAAAGGUUAAAUAGUAAAUGUCAGUUUUAAUAAAUGAAAGUGUUGAAACCCAGGAAGGUUAAUAUAAAGCACACAUUUCCUGUGAAAACUUGUCUGUUUUAGAAAAGAAAUGUUGCAUCCAUAGGUGCUAGUUAAUAAAGCUUUAUUUUAUCAAAGAAUGUUAUGCUACGUUUUUGGUACUAACACAUUGAUUUGUUUGUAAAUUAUGCAAUUUUUAUAACUUUUUGGUUUUGUAUGCAUAAAUGAUGAUGUCAUUUGCUUCUUUUUUUUGUUCACAAAAGUUGCAAUGCAACUAGGUAUUCUAGGGAGGUAAUGUUUACUUUAAGUUACUGUGCCUUUUCUUUAAAGGCAUUUGGCUUCAAAAAUCUAUUGGGUGUGCCUUUAUACCUCUGAUUUUAUUUUAUUUUUUAAAACAAAUACUCAAUAAAAAUAUGGUUGAAACAUG
This is a messenger RNA of Bombina bombina (fire-bellied toad), 3612 nucleotides long. RefSeq names its product periostin (gene POSTN). NCBI's taxonomy places the organism in Eukaryota, Metazoa, Chordata, Amphibia, Anura, Bombinatoridae. The record is from RefSeq and is a predicted model, not a curated record. The transcript is spliced from 27 exons. Gene Ontology annotation, molecular function: protein binding. The coding region runs from base 55 to 2697 and encodes 880 amino acids.